UCACCCUUUAAAGGUUAUAAAUACAUUUAAAUAAUUCUCUAUGGCAUACAUAAAUUUUGAUUGGAAUCAAUAUUAAUGGAAUAGCGUGCGAGAGGAAAAUGCACGACGGAAAUCGGCGACCCGAUCACAGUUUGAAACGGCGCGGAAUUGAGUAAAAUGCAAGAGUAAAAGAGAAAGGUUCGAUAUUAUUGCGUAUAAGAGCGAGUUGGUUAUGCGAUUACAGCGGUUCUAAAAAUGUUCAACCCCCUAAUGUUUACAGAAGGGGAAUGUCGAGGACAAAGAUGGCUGCUACUCUGAAAGAGGGUAGGCGUCGAACACGCACACACUGACACAAACAGUGGGGGACAGCAAACCUGUUACCUAACAUUAGGUGUUCAUUGAUUCGCGGCCGUUUUUAAGAAAACGAGUGUAAGACCGUGUUAAAAAAAAGAAAAAAACGUCGGGAAAAUUAUGGCUACCGAGGAAGUUAGUGGUGGUGAAUGUGGUGAUACCGAUUUAAAGGAAAAUGAUGAAACUCAGACGAGAAGGAGGAAAUUUGUUGAGUGUGCUCAAGAUACUUUCGAGCAAGCAUCGGAAUUAAUAAAACGAAAAAUUCCUUGUGCCAGACACUUUUUGGCACCGAAAAGGCUAUGGCUUAAAAGGGUUUCGACUCCAAAUUGCGAUGUAGUCGUUGUUUUUCCGCCAAACACCGAGGAUUCUUCGUUACUUUGGUUGUUAUCGAAACUUCGCCAAUCACCAGGAUUAACUGUACACGUGAGACAUCACGCUAGUACACAAAGUAGUGCUUUUUAUCUUACAGCACCUUUUAAUAUUUUAUUAAAAGCUGCCGAAGAAUACCAUUUACCGAAAUCGCUGAAAGAUUCUAAAGGAGGAGGAUUGAAAGAAUUUUCCGUUCAGGAUGUACAGCUUUUCGAGGGAUGCGAAAACGAAGAAUUUUUCUUUACAACGCAAGAAAGACAGUGGUUGGUUUUGCGUUUAUUGGAGAGUAUAAGAUCAAAAUGUAACGAUAGUAUCUCAUUAUCUGGGGUUAAUUUAUUAGAAGGACAACCUAUUAUUCCCAAAUGUCUCUCCGCUGGAGUUAUAUCACAAAUCUUUCCAAUACACGACGCGACAGCGCUAGAAAGACUACAAAAUUCAUGGGUUAGAGAUGUAUUUGCACGACAACCUUUAGAUGAAAUCUCAGAAUACUUUGGAGUUAAAAUAGGAAUGUAUUUUGCGUGGUUAGGUCACUACACAACAGCACUGAGUAUUCCAGCGGUCGUUGGAUUUUUAUUUUGGUUAUGUUGUAAUGGAAAACAUCAAACUUUAGAAGACGUCGGUUACGUUCUUUUUUCAGUUUUCAACGUUGUCUGGGCCACCACGUAUCUGCAAGCGUGGAAAAGAUACUCUGCAGAGUUAGCGUUUAGAUGGGGCACACUAGAUCAAAGAGAUGAUCUUUUAGCAGAACCACGUCCGUUAUUUAGGGUAUCCCGACAUGUGGUAUGUUUCCAGGGUCCCUUAGAACCAAGUCCGGUUACGGGAAGAUUGGAACCUUGGCAGCCGACUUGGAAACGACACGUCUAUCGAUAUUUUGUAUCGGUCCCCGUCAUUGCCUUCUGUUUGUGUUCGGUGUUUUUUGUUAUGAUCGUUUCAUUACAAUUUCAAGAUUGGUGGGAUGCUCAAAUACACGUACGAGGUUUCCCAAUUUGGUUAGGAUAUAUUCCCAAGGUGAUGUUGGCCGUUGUAAUCACCUUAAUGGAUGAGGCUUAUUUCAAAAUCGCCUUAUGGUUAAACGAUAAAGAGAAUUACCGUCUUGAAACCAAGUAUGAGAAUCACCUGAUCGGAAAAGUGGCUUUGUUUCAAUUCAUCAACUCGUUCAUGUCCCUCUUCUACAUCGCUUUUUAUCUACAAGAUCAAGCAAGAUUGAAAGAGCAACUUGCCGCUUUAUUAAUUUCACGACAAGUAAUCGGUAAUUUAAAAGAAUCUGCUUUACCAUACAUGUUGGAACAUUUAAAAUUGGCCAAAAUGAGUUUCGAUCUUUGGGGCGCGUUAAGUCCAACGAGUUCAUCCAGACCACCUCCGGGUGAAGUGCAAGAACCGGAAUCUGAUAGUCAUAAAGAUGGUGAUACACCAGAAGGGGUUACAAGUAAACGAAGUAUGAGUCAAGCUGAGUUAGAAAGUUCUUUGUUUAAGUAUGAUGGAACAUUUUCUGAACAUCUCGAAAUGACGAUGCAAUUAGGAUACGUUAUUUUAUUUUCAUCUGCGUUUCCACCGGCUGCUUUAUGCGCAAUGUUUAAUAAUUUUAUUGAGAUAAGAAGCGAUGCUUUUAAAUUGGCUUAUGUUUGUCAGAGGCCGUUUGGACAACGUGUACCAAAUAUUGGAACUUGGCAACAUUGUAUGGAAUACAUGAGUAUAAUGGCAGUUUUAGUAAAUUGUGCAUUAAUAGGCCUCUCAGGCCAAGUACAUCGAAUGUUCCCCGAUAUGACAGCAACACAAACAAUCCUUUUAAUCGUAGCUCUAGAACACAUAAUGCUAUGUAUUCGAUUUAUAAUAACCUGCGCGAUUCCUGAUAUUCCGGGUUGGUUAGCAACGGAAAUGGCCAAGAUUGAAUGGGCUCGACGUGAAGCGAGCCGAGUUGGAGCUACCGGAACUCCGUCUCCCGAUGAAAUCUUACCGACAUCGAAAACAAUCGGGAGAUUUUCCGUUUCGCCAAGUCAUAGUUUAGUGACGAAUAACGAUGGGGCGAAUAAAAAAGAUUCGAAAGAAGACAAAUUGGAUAAAUUAGAGAAACCAUCUAGUAAAGAAGGCAGCAACGAAAUUCUAAAAACAUCGACUAGCGUUACACCGGUUUCAACACCAACUACUCCUCAUUCAUUUAAUUCGCAUCACAAACCCGUUUCAAUCACCCCAGACAGCAUUCAAGCUAUCCCACCGUUUAAACCGAGAAAAUCAAAAGAAUGGACUGAAGAAGGUGGAUAUCAUCUUACGAUUGGCCCAACCGGUGGAGCCGAAUGGUCAAGGAGAUUAAAAGAAGAAGAUAUUCAUCGAAGUAGCGAUUGCAUAGCGAGCAAAGAUUCAUCGAGUUCAGAUUCUGAUUUAUUAAAAAAUAGUCCUAUUUGGCCACCACGACCUCGAACACCACCAGGUAAUAGUAACGUGCUUAUUCCAAAAACUAGUCCAACCCCAAUCGAUGCUUCAUUAAGUGAUAGUGCGAAAAGUAUUUCCAGUCAAGAAGCUGAUGAACAAGCAAAAGCUGAAGAAUUAGCAGCAAAGAAAACACGCGUAAAACAAAGCCUGAUGAAAAGAGCGCGAUCGGUGGCUAUUUUCUCAUUGAAAUUAAAAGAACGGAGAGCACGGGAGGCGGCAGAAAAAGCGAGUAAAUUGGCGGUUACACCAACUGCCCCACUUCCUCCUCCACAAUGUGGUGGUGGAGAAUUAAAUUUAAUACCAAUCGAAAAAUUGAUUCAGUUGGAUGAUUUAAGAAAAAAUCCACCUCAACGAAACAGUCAAAGUGGUACAUUGUAGCAAUUUAUUUGGCGUUAAUUACAAUCGGAUUAAAAAUCCGAUAGAAACGGCACAGGAUAAAAGUGUAAGAGUAAUAUUAAAAUAUACCAUAAACAUUUUACAUAUAGUGAGGAGCAUCGAAAAAAAAAACAUAAUAAGGAGUAUGAUAAGGUACUAAAUAAUAAAAAAGACUAGAUUCAAUAGAACUUAACAAGAGAGAGAAAUAGAUGGUAAAAACAGGAAAGCAUGUAGGUGUAACAUUUUAGGCGGGGGUUUCCCGAAAACUCCUUAGGAAUUACAACAAAACAUACAAAUUAAACAAGGUAAAUUUAGGGUCUUUAAUAUACAGAGUGAUAAUAUAUAUGGUUUACGCUCAAAUCGAUAAGAAUUUAAUUUUGCGUACAAAUAUGUUUCUUUUUAUUAUUAUUUCUUUAGCUUUAACGCAACUAUUCCGGCCUGUAGGUGAUAUUAUUUUAUAAGAUGCUAAAAAUAGAAAAAAAAUAUUAUGCUAGCUUUAAAAACUGGUUUAUAUUUGAAAAAAAUAUAAUCUGGAUUUUUUUUUAAUGAAAAUCAGGUACAAAUAUAGAGGUACUUAUAUCAGAAUAAUAAUAAUAAUGGGAAAUUUAUUUUUUGUAAUAAUAUUUACAGAGCAUU
Molecule: messenger RNA, 4137 nt
Organism: Onthophagus taurus
Lineage: Eukaryota; Metazoa; Arthropoda; Insecta; Coleoptera; Scarabaeidae
Gene: wwk
Product: anoctamin 8 white walker
Biological process (GO): chloride transmembrane transport
Cellular component (GO): plasma membrane
Molecular function (GO): chloride channel activity
Source: RefSeq, a predicted model, not a curated record